Helianthus annuus (common sunflower) is the source of this 1810-nucleotide messenger RNA. Its product is annotated as tryptophan aminotransferase-related protein 4. The transcript is spliced from 5 exons. Bases 125 to 1525 code for a protein of 466 amino acids. Gene Ontology annotation, molecular function: carbon-sulfur lyase activity; transaminase activity. The record is from RefSeq and is a predicted model, not a curated record. Gene Ontology annotation, biological process: amino acid metabolic process. Lineage: Eukaryota; Viridiplantae; Streptophyta; Magnoliopsida; Asterales; Asteraceae.
ACCUACAAACCUGUGGUUUCAACUUGUCUCAAGGAAAAAAAAAAACAGGAGUAUAUAAGAAUAACAAAGUUGUCCCUUUUUAUCUCAUUCUCCAAGGAAAAACACAUAAACUUCCACUAAAACAAUGGGGAAAACAAAGAAAUAUUGUUUUGGUCUUUGUUUACUCAUUUCUGUAGCUAUUAAUAUACUGUUUAGCAUAAAUCUUUAUGUAGGUGGAGGUCAGUGGGGUGAGAAGAAGCAUGAGGAUAGUUGCCAGCCGGUGCUGAGUUGGAGCGAGAAAGCAGCAGCGGAGGCUGAGGCGGUUGCAGCGAUCUCAUGCUCCGGCCAUGGUAGAGCUUAUGUGGACGGUUUGGUUUUUGAAGGUCAACCUAUUUGUGAGUGCUUUGAUUGCUAUGGUGGUAGUGAUUGCUCCGAAUUAUCUCCUGAAUGUUCUGCAGAUGCUGAUAGUGGGGAUCCGUUGUUCUUGGAGCCAUUCUGGAUGCAACACGCAACUGAAAGUGCAGUUGUCAUAUCCGGGUGGCAUCGUAUGAGUUACCGAUACGCUGACUACACUACCAUGUCUAAAGAGCUCGAAAAUUACAUUCGCAAAAUACAUUUACUUGUUGGGAAUGCAGCUACAGAAGGGCGAUAUAUAGUGUUUGGUAUCGGCUCAACCCAACUUCUUAACGCAGCUGUCUAUGCCCUCUCCUCAGAAAACUCUUCCUCAUCUUCCAACGUGCUCGCUUCAAUCCCUUUCUAUCCGAUGUACAAGGCACAAACCGCAUUCUUUAACUCAGAGAGUUUUGAGUUUGAAGGAGACACAUACUCAUGGCAAUCAAAUAAUUCGAAAAAUAAUGAGGAUGUGAUUGAAUUUGUAACCUCCCCAAACAAUCCGGAUGGGGAGUUGAAGAAAUCGGUUCUUGGAGGGAAGACGAUAUAUGAUCAUGCCUAUUAUUGGCCACAUUUUACACCAAUCACGGGCCCUUCAGAUCAUGAUCUCAUGAUCUUUACUCUUUCUAAGCUCACAGGUCACGCUGGCACACGUUUUGGGUGGGCAGUGAUUAAAGAUAAAGAUGUAUAUGAGAAGGUUCUAAACUAUAUCUCAAUAGCUGAUUUGGGGAUUUCAAAAGAUACCCAAUUAAGAGUUUUGAAGCUUUUAAAAGUAGCUGUUGAAGGCGAUGGAAAACCGCUUUUCGAAUUUGCUUACAAUACAAUGAGGGAGCGUUGGGAUAGGUUGACUUCUGUCUUCUCAAAGUCAACAAGAUUUUCAAUUCAAAAAAGACACCCUUUGCAUUGCAACUUCUUCAAUGAAACUAGGCUAGCAUCUCCAGCUUACGCAUGGGUAAAGUGUGAGCGAGAAGAAGACGAUGACUGUGGUGCAGUGCUAGAAGCAGGAAAAAUCAUAGGCCGUAUUGGAAGCACCUUUAGUGCCAAAGAUCGUUAUACCCGACUUAGUCUCAUAAAGAGCAAAUAUGACUUUGAGUUGCUUCUACAACGACUCACUGAGUUAGUGUUGCGUGAAAAUGGCAGCAUCCAGACAAUGUGAGAAGAUCAAAUGAAUUUAUUGGUAUUUCAAGAAACAUAAAAGGGUCGGUUAACGAUUGUGUUAUAUAAACUUGUUGGGUGUUUUUGUUUUAGGCAAUCUUAUUCUCGUUGCCUGUAAAAUGUAACUGGACACAAAAAAGGAAGUAUAGAAGUGUGUGUAUAAAUAUAUAUAGACGUAUACGAAUUAUACAACAAAGAAUGUAAAGUUUGAUAUUUAGACAAUAAAUAAUAUGUAUACACGCACAUACGCAUACGUAUUAGAAUGUGCAUGGCUGUGUUGUUAUUA